AUGCGUUCAUCAACUUUGUUCUUUGCUGGCCUUGUGGCUGUAGCACAUGCCCAGAUUAGCGCCGACAUCAUCGCCGAAAUCCCUUCUUGCGCAACUGGUCCUCUGGUCUCUGGAAUCUCUGCCUCGGGCUGUCAGGUCACAGACACGACUUGUAUCUGCAGCAACCAGACGCUCAUGACCAACCUUGAGGCAGCUGUCAAGGCACAGUGCAGUGCAGCCGAUCUAGCCAAGGCUCUGGCAGUGACAUCCCAGAUCUGUCCUCAAGCCGCCGCACCAGCAGCUGCUGCCGCCUCCUCAGCCUCUGAGGCUGCAACUUCUGCCGCCGCAGCUGCUUCUUCUGUCUCUUCGCUUGCGGCAACUGCUGGUAUUACUACUGAUGCAGCUAGCCCUGUGACCACUGCACCUUCAAUGGGCACCGGCAGUGCAAUGAUCAACUAUACCGCCACAACUGGCGAUUACACUGCUCCUUCAGCACCCACAGUAACACCUAGCACCGGCGAUGCUGCUCAGACUUUCGGUCUUGGGUCUAUGGUUAUGGGGAUUGGUGCUUUGGGUAUGUUUUUCGCUGGUCUGUAA
Messenger RNA from Aureobasidium melanogenum CBS 110374, 576 nucleotides. RefSeq lists its product as uncharacterized. The transcript has 2 exons. Bases 1 to 576 code for a protein of 191 amino acids. The record is from RefSeq and is a predicted model, not a curated record. Lineage: Eukaryota; Fungi; Ascomycota; Dothideomycetes; Dothideales; Saccotheciaceae.